AUGCCACCCACCCUCCUUUCCAGGACCAACACUCACGAGCACCACACCCAUCACCCAGAAUCAACACAAGAUUCUCAAGAGGGUGUCACGCACGUCACAAUCGACGAUGAGACCGAACACGCAGUUGCAGGACUUCACAAGGCUGUCACCGAGCCCCACGUGAAUUCCGCAGUUGAAGAUUUGGAGAAAUAUCUGCAAAACGACCAAACUACCCCCGGACCUCCACCAUUGAGCGUAUGCUUCAAAUCGGUAACGACUUACGGUCGAGCAGGAGGCGCUGCUCCUGUCAAGACGCUCAAGGAAGCCAUAUGGAGGACCCUGACGUUUCAAGACAUUUACGAAGUGACAUUGAAGAAGAUUGUGUCACCUGCCAAAGCUGAAGAUGGUCGGCCGUUGAUCCGGGAUUUCUCGGGCGUGGUCCGAAAUGGACAGAUGAUGCUUGUACUGGGAAACCCUGGGUCCGGAUGCAGCACAUUUUUGCGAACCAUUGGAAAUGACCACAAGUUGUUCCUCAACAUCAAAGGCUCAAUUGACUACUCCGGCCUCUCACCAGAAGAAGUGUCCAAGAACUAUCGAGGCAUAGUUACCUACAUUCCCGAAGAUGAUCUUCAUCUACCAACGUUAACCGUCCGCCAAACACUCGACUUUGCGUUGCAGAACAAAACACCCAAGCGAUGGCUUCACCAAGCACCGCGCUUCAUUCAAGAGUUCGGUCAGGCAUUCGGUAUGACACAUGUCAUGGACACCCUGGUUGGUAAUGAGUAUAUCCGAGGCGUAUCAGGUGGUGAACGGAAGCGUGUUUCCAUUUUGGAGUCUCUGGCAUCUGAUGCGUCUGUGAGUGCAUGGGAUGGAUCCACGCGAGGACUCGAUGCGUCGUCUGCUGUUGAUUUUAUCCGGUCUUUACGUAUCAUGACGGAUGCUUGUCACCGGGCGACAGUAGUAUCGCUUUACCAGGCCUCGGAUGCUAUUUGCAAUCUCAUGGACAAGGUCCUGCUGAUCGACGAGGGACGGAUGCUCUACCAGGGCCCCAUCAAGAAUGCCGAAGCCUACUUCUACUCUCUAGGCUAUGAACGACUGCCUCGACAGACAUUGAGUGACUUUUUGACAAGCGUCGCUUCAGGCGAUGAGGACAAUAUUCGCCACCAUCUGAAAGACAAGGUUCCUCGCGGUGCCGAGAACCUCGAGAGAGCUUUCCGGCAAAGUCAAACAUGGCAAGACGUCAAAGACGACAUCGAACGUUACGAAGCAGAACGGAAUGCUAUCUCGGACGGAUCUUUAAUGAGCGACCAGACUCCCAUGCCAGACGCUUUAGCGACACACGUCAAGAACAGCAAAUCGCGCUAUGUCCGCUCCAAGUCGUCUUACAACACCUCCUUCUUUCGCCAGGUCUACCUUUGCGCCAAGCGUGACUUUUGGCAACUCAAAGGCCACAAAGCACCCUUCAUUUCCAAGUACAUCUGCAUAGUCAUCUCUGCCUUCCUCCUAUCUUCCAUGUUCUACGACAUGCCAGCUGACUCAGGCGGCGUGUAUUCUCGGGGCGGUUUCUGCUUUUAUUCUUCUGCAUUGGUCGCUUGGUUCCAACUGGCUGAGCUCGACGCUGCGUUCCAUGAUAGGACGGUAGUCAGUCGUCAGAAACGGUAUGCCAUGGUUCGACCUAGUGCCGUUGUUAUUGGUAAAGCACUGCUUGACGUCCCUUUGAUAUUCCUCCAAAGCGCGACGUACGCUAUCAUUGCCUACUUCCUCAGUGGAUUAAGGAUGGAUGCUGGUGCCUUGUUCAUCUUUCUCUCGUCAAUCUUUCUUGGUGCUAUGGGCUUUACGGCUUCGUAUCGUGUAUUCGGUGCUAUGUCCCCUCAACUAGAGGUCGCACUCAGAUACUGCGGUGUCUAUCUCAUCAUCGCCAUUGCUUGCGGUGGUUACGUACGGUCUGUUGGUCGAAUGAUUGCCGAUGUACCUUGGGUAGGCUGGUUGGCGUACCUGACUCCCGUCCCAUUUGCCUACGAAAACAUCAUGUCGGCUGAGUUCACAGGUCGAACGUUUCCCUGCGCAUCCGACUCAAUUAUUCCCGCGGGAUCGGCCUACGAUAAUCCAAGCUUCCAAGCAUGUGCAUCGAAGGGGUCUACACCAGGUCAACUCGAAAUUGACGGCAGCGAGUAUCUUCGAAGUGAAUUCGGCUUCAGCUAUGGUAAUAUCGGCCGAAACUACGGUAUCUUACUCGCGUUCACCUUUGGCUUCCUUCUAAUCAACAUGUUCAUUGUGGAGCAUGUGGACUGGGUACGCAGUGGUGGCUCACUCCUUGAAUAUGCGGGAUGUAGAAAGUCUGCAGCCAAACGUACUUGUGACGAGGAGAGCGUUGAGCAGCCGCAGGCUACAGGUGGAGUGGUCGAGUCUGCAUCCGGAAACGACGCCAACGAAAAGCUGGUUCAGUCUGGCUCGACGUUUACUUGGAGAAACAUAGAUUACACUGUUCCAUACCAGAACAGCGACAAGCAGCUACUUCAAGAUGUCUCUGGCUAUUGUGAGCCUGGCAAACUAACAGCUCUUGUCGGAGCAUCUGGUGCUGGUAAAAGUACUCUCCUCACCGUCCUCACACAACAAGCCAUCGGUACUGUCACAGGCGAAAUGCGAGUUGAUGAUCAGCCUGUCGAUUCAUCUUUCGGUAGUAGUGUCGGCUACUGUCAACAAAUGGAUAUCCACGUCAAAACCAGCACCGUUCGAGAGGCCUUUGAAUUCUCGGCACUCUUGCGACAGAGUGCCAGCACAAGCGACGAAGAGAAACGAGCAUAUGUUGACAAAAUCAUUGACGUUCUCGGGAUGAACGAAUUACAGAAUAUGGUUAUCGGCUCUUUGUCUCUGGAGAAGAAGAAGCGCACUACCAUUGGUGUGGAACUUUGUGCAAAGCCAAGUCUGCUGUUGUUCUUGGAUGAACCUACUAGCGGUCUUGAUAGCCAAGGAUCAAUGAGUAUUCUGCGGCUGCUGCGACGACUCGCUGAUGGAGGGCAAGCUAUUGUCUGCACGAUCCAUCAAGCAAGCCAGGAACAUUUCGAUCUGUUUGACAGGGUUCUCGCUCUCAACCGCGGUGGCAGAGUAUACUAUUUCGGAGCCGUCGCCAAAGUCCUUGACUACUUCUCAACUCGAGGCGUCCAAGCUCCUCCUCACAAGAACGUAGCAGACCUUCUGAUUGAGAUUCCCGUGCGAGAAAAGCCCCCAGCGGGUGAAGAAUCAUGGCCUGAUGUUUGGUCCAAGUCCUCCGAGGCAGCCGACGUACUCGAUACUAUUGACAGAUUCACAGCUGCGAAGGAUACCACCAACCCAUCCCAGAAGUCUGGUGAUGCCAAAUCUGGCUUCGCUUCCUCUACGUUGAGACAAGCCACUCUCCUCACAAAACGCACGCUGACUCAGUAUUGGCGCACUCCCAACUACGUCUACUCGCGCCUGUUCGCCUGCGUUGUCCAUGCUGCCCUCAAUGGUCUCAUCUUUUUACAGCUCAAUAACACCGAAGCAGCCAUGCAGUACCGUAUAUUCUCGGCAUUCCUAGUUCUUAUGAUCGUUCCUGAAAUCAUCAACGCGACGGCAAUGAUGUUUGAUGAGAACCGCAAUAUCUGGUUGGGACGCGAAUACCCUAGCCGUAUAUAUGGAUGGACGGCCUUCACCACAGCACAGAUUCUUGCUGAAGUACCAUUUGCGUUGGCAGGUGGUGUGUUGUUUUAUGUCUUGGUUUACGUCCUUGUCGGCUUUCCGUUUGGUGUCGUGGCUGGGUACACGUUUUUGAUGUUUAUUCUUUUUCAACUGUUCAUCACUUCUUGGGGACAAUGGAUUGCUGCUAUGAGCGCUGAUGCAUCAAUGGCUGCAAACAUCAUGCCGUUCUUUGUUAUAGCUGCCGAGCUUUUCAACGGUAUCCUGCAACCCGCAUCUCUCAUGCCAGCUAUCUGGCACUAUACGCUAUACUAUGUUGGACCAUUCACCUACUGGAUCUCUGGAAUCGUGACUAUGAUUCUUCCUCGCAUUGCAGUGCAAUGUGCUGAUUCAGAGCUCAUUCGCUUCAACGCUCCAUCAAACACGACCUGUGGAGCUUAUGCACAAGACUGGAUGGACACUACUAAAGGCUACCUUGCUGAUCCUGAUGCAACUUCAUCUUGCGGAUAUUGUCAAUAUGCCUCUGGCGAAGAGUACCUAUCUACACUGCAAGUCGAAGCGUCUGAUGCCUGGCCCUACUUUGCUAUCUUUGUCCUGUUCAAUGUUACCAACUACCUCUCUGUAUAUCUAUGGGUAUAUGUUAAAUCUGUUAAGGGGUGGCUCCCAUGGUAG
Molecule: messenger RNA, 4305 nt
Organism: Fusarium graminearum PH-1
Lineage: Eukaryota; Fungi; Ascomycota; Sordariomycetes; Hypocreales; Nectriaceae
Exons: 10
Coding region: 1-4305 (1434 amino acids)
Biological process (GO): transmembrane transport
Cellular component (GO): membrane
Molecular function (GO): ATP binding; ATP hydrolysis activity; ABC-type transporter activity
Source: RefSeq, a predicted model, not a curated record